GAUCUUGAAAUUUUCACAUUUUUCCUUUCGAGGUUAUGAUGAAAGAGAAACGGGGAGUGGUAAUGCUCAAGCUGUUACUGGGAGGUACUGCUGUGUUCUCCGGUAUCUGCCUGUUCAAUGGCAACCAUAGAUUUUACUCAGAAGUUGUUAUGCCAACCGCGCGCCUUCUCGACGCAGAGAUGAGUCACAAUUUGGCUAUCAAACUUGCCUCCUAUGGGAUCUUACCGCGUGUGAAAUUACACAAAGACGAAGCUUUGAAGUGUGACCUUUUAGGUCUGAAGUUUGAUUCCCCGCUUGGCUUAGCCGCUGGUUUUGACAAAGAUGCUGAGUGUUUUGAUUCGCUGAAAACCCUAGGGUUCGGGUUUGUGGAAAUUGGAACAGUUACACCUAAACCACAGUUUGGAAACCCGAAACCUCGGCUUUUUCGUUUAAUUGAAGACAAAGCCAUCAUCAAUCGUUUCGGGUUCAAUAGCUCUGGAGUUGAUUAUGUGAAGGCUAAACUAGCAAAAAGGAAAUGGGCUGAAAAUAUUGUCGGCGUGAAUUUAGGCGUGAACAAAAAUAGUUCAAAUGCGUUGGAAGAUUACCAAAUUGGGAUAUCUGAGCUGGGACCCUAUGCCGAUUACCUUGUCGUUAAUGUGUCCAGUCCAAAUACACCUGGUUUGAGAUCCCUUCAAACUAAGAAGCAUUUUGACACACUAUUGAAAUCUGUUAUGUCAGAACGCAACAAGUUAAAAAGCAAACCGCCUUUAUUAGUCAAAAUUGCGCCUGAUUUGACUAUUGACGAGCUGAAAGAAAUUUGCCAAUCUGUGAUUUUGAACAAAAUAGACGGCUUGAUAGUUUGUAACACAACAGUGUCGAGAAAAAAUUUGAAUUCACCUGAAAAUUUGCGCGAAGAGGUUGGAGGCUUAAGUGGUGCUCCGUUAUUUGAAACUUCGAACGAGAUGAUUAAAUCAGCUUAUAAUUUUACAAGAGGAACUGUUCCAAUAAUAGGAGUUGGUGGUAUAUUUUCUGGUCAAGAUGUCGUGGAGAAAAUGAAACACGGUGCAAGUCUGGUGCAGAUGUACACUGGGUUCGUUUACCAGGGAUCAACUUGCGUCAAUGAAAUAAACAAAGAAAUUAGCCAGGAGCUGGAAGCUGAAAAUGUAACGAAUAUUAAUGAAGUUGUGGGACAAUACGCCAAAUUGAAAUGAGAACUAAAAAAAACUUCUAUCUGUAAUAAUUAAUGUUUUCAAUAAAUAAAAACAGAUCAUCUAAUGGUUCAUGAAUGAUGAAAUAUUGAUAAAAAUUGAUUUGAUAUCUUGUGAAUUUAUUAUUGUGCUGUUA
Molecule: messenger RNA, 1323 nt
Organism: Symsagittifera roscoffensis
Lineage: Eukaryota; Metazoa; Xenacoelomorpha; Acoela; Convolutidae
Product: dihydroorotate dehydrogenase (quinone), mitochondrial-like
Exons: 1
Coding region: 36-1190 (384 amino acids)
Biological process (GO): 'de novo' pyrimidine nucleobase biosynthetic process; pyrimidine ribonucleotide biosynthetic process
Cellular component (GO): mitochondrial inner membrane; cytoplasm
Molecular function (GO): dihydroorotate dehydrogenase activity
Source: RefSeq, a predicted model, not a curated record